This is a messenger RNA of Schistosoma haematobium, 1537 nucleotides long. Its product is annotated as Small G protein signaling modulator 2, variant 3. The coding region runs from base 566 to 940 and encodes 124 amino acids. The record is from RefSeq and is a predicted model, not a curated record. Gene Ontology annotation, biological process: chromatin organization. Gene Ontology annotation, cellular component: nucleus. The transcript has a single exon. NCBI's taxonomy places the organism in Eukaryota, Metazoa, Platyhelminthes, Trematoda, Strigeidida, Schistosomatidae.
CCAACGGCGAGCCACGAAAUCAGUUCGAGGACUCAAAUCUAAGCCUUACGAAGAACGCCUCCGUUCACUAGACCUUUACCCACUAGAAUAUAGGCGUCUUAGAGGUGAUUUAUUAAUGGCUUAUAGUAUUCUUAACACUUCUGGACAUCCUCUUAAACACCUACUUAAGCUUAGUUCGAACAAUAACCUAAGGGGUAACACCCAGAAACUGGAAACACAACAUAGCAAGACGGAAUGUAGACACAACUUCUACUCCUUAAGAGUUGUCAAAAGCUGGAAUUCGCUGCCGGCCGAGCUAGUCCAGGCGACUUCUCAGGAGUCCUUCAAGAGGCAACUUGACCUAUUCUUAAGGACCAAGGACAGCAUCGCACUAUGAUUUACCAAUUUCUUUUCCUCUUUUAUUGUUAACAUACCUAGGUUCCUGCCUGGAGGAUUUGGUGAUCCCCUGCUACUAGACACGGAAGCCUGUUAAGCGAAAGCUUCUUCUAUUCCGUCCACAACCAUUUGAACCAUUUGAACCAUUUGGAUCGUGAUUUUUCAACAACUGCGGUACUAUAUUUUUAUUAUGCUCCAGUGUCUUGAUAGCCAGAAGGUUGCUGCUGAUGCCGAUAUGGAAGCUCGAAGUACUUACUAUACUCUAGUUUACCUAGUAGGUGUUCCAGAUAUAUCAGAGGCGUCUAAUUCCGAUGGAACUUCCCAGACGUCUGUUCGAACACUAACAAGGACUCGAUGUAAAAAGCUUGGAAGUGAAUCCAGUCUUGUUUCUGGUCUGCCGAAAAUAAAACCAGCAUCUCAAACAAGGAAAUCUAUGAGAUCUAGAGUUUUAUCAAACAGAAGUAGAGGAUUGUAUGGUAACUACAAUGGUAAAGGAACCGCACAAAAAUCACGUUCCCGACGUCAUGUACUUAAAAGAGAGGUAAUUUGUAUAUUGAUUUCUUAGUGUCCACCAGACGCAAAAAUUGGGAAACCCUCCAGCUCUUAUUAGCCUUCGCAAUUGUGUCUACCAUGAGGUUGCUUUAAUCUUAGUAAUGUCUUAUUUCUAGAAUGUUUGGUAUCAUGUGGGCGAUAUAGUUUCGCUAUUGGAUGUUGAUGGUGAAGUUUUCUAUGCCCAAAUAAGAGGUAAUAAGUCUUUAUUGAUGUAAGUAUCAGGACUGGCCACUGAUUUGGUUGGUGAUAGUUGCUGCUUCUUAACUUGGUUGAUCCCAACUUCGGGUUGCAGGGAUGAAGAAUUUCGACCAUCAGAUUAUAUAAUAGGUUAUUUGGUUUUUUCUUACUUCUUAGUUUUAUAGGUAUGGAAGAAGAUGUACUGAGGGAUCUGCGUUGUUGUAAACUAGUGUGUCGUUGUCCUUCUGAUUAUUUCCAACCUAUUGCCAGCCCAUAUACUAUACAGUCAUUUAAGUAAAUACUUCCCAAUCGUGUUUCUUUAACCGCGGAACUUGUGUAAAUAUGUACAUAUAAGCUGUAAAAAUUAAUUUUUGCUCCUUUUUAAUUUGUUGUAAACUAGAUUAUUUAUAAAAUCUGAGUUUUAUCUCCUAUA